AUGAAGCUCCUAGGAUCCAAAGCAAUUGAUUCCUUCUUGAAUGAUCUAACCCCAGAUCGUAUUCACGGUUUCCAAAAUGUUAUGUUGGGUGCCUUGAAACAAUAUAAAGAGGAUCCUUCUAUAAUUCCACCUCGAACUGUUUCAUCCAAAGGCAAUACUACUCAUUUGUUUAUGCCUUCAUUAGGGUCUGAUGUUGGUAUGAAACUAAUUACCGGCUCUCCGAGUGGUUUCAAAGGAGCAACAUUGAUCAUUGACCCUAUUGACGGAGCGCCAAUUGGUCUUAUUGAUGGUGCAAUCGUCACUGCUUUUAGAACAGCCUUAUGUUCAACUAUCCCAUUAGUGAACGUUUUACCCCUUGAUUCAAAGGACGAACAUUCAAUUCCUAAAAAAAUCUUUGUGAACGGUGUUGGUGCCCAAGCAUAUUGGCAUAUAAAAUUAACUCUAAUACUUUAUUCAAAUUCCAUCAAUGAAGUUUUCAUUUGUAAUAGAACCUUGUCUAAAGCUGAAGCCCUUUGCUCUUCACUUUCCCACCAGUAUGACAAAGUUAAAUUUACCCCUGUCCCUGUAGAGGAUAGCGACUCGAUCAAAAAUGCUUACAAGGAAGUAUCCAUAGUGUACGGUUGUGUUCCAACUACAUCCCCAGGAAUUCUUAAGGAAUAUAUCGAUCAAUCCAAUAAGAAAAUCUACAUAUCAGUUAUCGGAAGUUAUAAACCUCAUAUGACAGAGGUUGACAGUAAAAUAGUCGGCAAUAUCCUUGAGUCAAACAGAAAGAUUAUCGUUGAUUCAAAAGAACAUGCUGGUCACGAAGCUGGUGAGCUUAUUCAAAAUAAUGUCAAAGAAGAAAAUUUAGUAGAAGUUUAUGACUUUUAUCAAGGAAAGGAUGAAAACGAAUCCAAUAUAACUCUUUGUAAAUUAGUGGGCUUGAGUAUAAUGGACAUUACAAUUGGAGCCGAGUUAUUACGUCUUUGUCCCGGUCUUGAAGUUGACUUUUAA
Hyphopichia burtonii NRRL Y-1933 is the source of this 993-nucleotide messenger RNA. RefSeq lists its product as uncharacterized. The record is from RefSeq and is a predicted model, not a curated record. NCBI's taxonomy places the organism in Eukaryota, Fungi, Ascomycota, Pichiomycetes, Serinales, Debaryomycetaceae. The transcript has a single exon. Gene Ontology annotation, cellular component: cytoplasm. The coding region runs from base 1 to 993 and encodes 330 amino acids.